Molecule: messenger RNA, 306 nt
Organism: Porites evermanni
Lineage: Eukaryota; Metazoa; Cnidaria; Anthozoa; Scleractinia; Poritidae
Source: the annotation of a GenBank genome assembly
AUGCCUCCCGUCACUGCUCGGCUUAACAUGUCGGAGAGAGGAAUCCUCAGCCGUCUAACGAAACGUGGUGAGGGACCACCACCUAAUGUCACCAUACCUGGAAACACCAUCCAGCCCCCUUCCAUUCCAGGAAUGGGUUCAGUUGCUAUCCAGCCAAAGGUCCAGCCCUUAGUGUUGGGCGGUGGCACUAUCAUGCCCCCUGUACAAAUCAGAGCUGGACCCCUUCACUACACUACAAGCUCUGUGUACCGCGCUCCACCCGUGACAGGCAGCAAUGCAACCAUCACAGUCCAGCCGCCUCCACCA